Messenger RNA from Aspergillus calidoustus, 306 nucleotides. The record is from the annotation of a GenBank genome assembly. NCBI's taxonomy places the organism in Eukaryota, Fungi, Ascomycota, Eurotiomycetes, Eurotiales, Aspergillaceae.
AUGGUCACAACCCACCACGGCCCCGUCGUCGUCGAAUUCUACGACGAGGCAUGCGCCCAAGCCAAGGCGAUUUCUCUUUGGGUCACCCACCUCGCCAACAAGUACUUUGAGGUCGUGAAGUUCUACGAGGUGAACGUGCGGGAGGAGAGUACGCGGGAUAUCGUUGCGAGGCUUAAUAUCGCGCAGAAUGAUGCCCCGACCUUUUUGAUUUAUCAUGGUGUCGGGGAUCGCAGGGCUUGUGUUAAUAUAGGGUCGAACUUUGCUCGGCUGGAGGCUGUGGUUGAGGCCAUGGCUAGCCUGGAAUAG